Molecule: messenger RNA, 1035 nt
Organism: Ogataea angusta
Lineage: Eukaryota; Fungi; Ascomycota; Pichiomycetes; Pichiales; Pichiaceae
Exons: 1
Coding region: 1-1035 (344 amino acids)
Source: RefSeq, a predicted model, not a curated record
AUGACCUAUCGUCUCUACGCCUGCGGCUCCAACGGAAACUUCCAGCUCGGGCUCGACGACGACGAGGACCGCCGCCGGCUCGAAUGUGCGCAGUUCCAGACGGAAAAGGGCCGCACGGUAGACCUAAACGUCAGGCCCAUGAAGAUCGCCUGUGGCGGAAACCACACGCUCGUGCUUCUGGAGAACGGACAGGUUUACGGGGCUGGCUCGAGCCAGUACGGACAGCUGGCCUGUUUGCAAGAUCAUUUGCCAGUUUUUCAGAAGCUCGAUCUCCCGGCCAAGAUGAAAGACGUGGUGGCAGGCUGGAAUUACACCGUUUUUAUUUCCGCACAUGACGAGGUGUAUACCUGCGGACAGGGCUUUACAGGCGAGCUGGGGCUUGGGAAAACACAUCUACAGGCUCUACCAACCAAACUAGACUUACCAGACAACGGCCGCAUAGUCAAGGCCGAGUCCUCGCUCCACAACGUCGUCAUACAGUUUAAGAACGGAGAGCUCUAUGGUUUUGGAAAUAAUAAAAAAGGCCAGCUGCUUGACGGGCCCAAAGUGCUAUGGACCCCCACAAGGCUUGCUGUACAUGCUCGCGAUUUUGCGCUAGCACGAGAUUUUGCUGUGUUUCUCAGCGACGAGCGACUGCUACUCCAAGGAAAAGACCAGUACAAAGUAGCAGAACGGCUCCAGGCUGUUGACCCGGUCGACCGCAUUUGGGCCAUGUGGAGCUCUGUCCAUGUUCUUUGUGGCCGGCAGCUUCUCUCGUGCGGGAACAACUCGCACGGCCAGCUCGCUCCAGCCACCACAAUCACCGAGCCUGUAAAAAUUGCCAUUGGAAGCGAACACGGUCUUCUGGCUGAAAAAUUCAGAGUACUCGCCUGGGGAUGGGGAGAGCACGGGAACUGCGGGCAGCACAAGAAAGAAAAAACGGGCGUCACCUUCGACUACAUGAACACCAUCUACAACGAACAGCAUGUCGUCGCGGACGUGUUUGCCGGCUGCGCAACGUCGUGGGUGGUCGCCCAGCGUAGCGAGAACGUCUAG